Molecule: messenger RNA, 1677 nt
Organism: Ipomoea nil (Japanese morning glory)
Lineage: Eukaryota; Viridiplantae; Streptophyta; Magnoliopsida; Solanales; Convolvulaceae
Product: transcription factor bHLH130-like
Exons: 6
Coding region: 212-1378 (388 amino acids)
Biological process (GO): regulation of transcription by RNA polymerase II
Cellular component (GO): nucleus
Molecular function (GO): DNA-binding transcription factor activity, RNA polymerase II-specific; RNA polymerase II cis-regulatory region sequence-specific DNA binding; protein dimerization activity
Source: RefSeq, a predicted model, not a curated record
ACCAUAAUUACAACACUUGAUUCCAUAUUUCCAUGUCAAGGUCCUAAAAAUAGCAUAGAUUUAAGGCUCUCACCUCUUAUGUGAAACGGGAAAAAGUUUUAUGUAAAGAAAACCAAAAAAAAAAAGAAGAGAAAAAACUAUUCUUUCUUGCUUGUGAUUGAAGACACACUGCUUAACAAGCAAGCAGUUGUUCAUACAAAAGUUGAAAGAAAUGUUUGAUGAUUCCCGGGAGUUAUCUCCUUCUUCCGGCUCGAUUUUUUCCCAGAAUUCCAGAGCCAGAAAAGGGUUGUUUCCAAGGAGCAGGGAGGUGUUCAUGGACCCUUCUGGUAACACAGAAUUUGGUAGAAACUCUGGGUUGCUCAGGUUUCGCUCUGCCCCAAGCUCUGUGCUUGAGAAUUUCACUCAUGGGGUUGAAAAGAGUGAUGGGUCUGGUUCAAGAUUCAAUCUUGGCAGUUCAAAUGGGGGGUUGGUCUCUCAGGGUAGUCUGAAUUUGGAGGACAGUGGGUAUAAAGGUUUUGUUAAUGGGUUUUCUGGUUUGCCUCCUCAGUAUCCAAGGCAAAGUUCAAGUGCCCAAUUGGUGGAUGGUGGUGGGCUAUUGGGGUCCAAUCUCAUGAGACAGAACAGUUCACCUCCUGGCCUAUUCUCACAUCUCACCCCUCAAAAUGGUUAUGACGCGAUGAAGGGAUACAGAAUGGCGGUGCAUGGUGGUCAUGGAGACACGAGCCUAUCUUCGAACAAGUUGAAGAGUCCUUUGAGCUACUCAUCUGGUUGUGUAGGGAUGUUGUCUCAAAUCACAGAAGUUGAGAAUGAGAGCAAUGCAGAAAGUUGUGAGAAUGAUGAUGAGAAACCCGGGAAUGGCAAUGCAGACACUCGAUUUUUUGGCCAUGGGUUUCCAUUUGCCUCGUGGAGUGAUCCUCCAAACUUUGCAGAGAACCUGAAUGGCCUUAAAAGGGAGCUGGAUAAUGACACAAACCUAUUUGCUGCUGCUAAUACUCAAGUUGGGGACAUGGGAACUCAACCCCAAAGUUUGUCACACCCUUUAAGUUCACAAAAGACUGAUUCUUCUGCAAUAUCUGCUAUGGAGAAGCUAUCAAACUUCCCAGAUACUGUUCCCUGGAACAUCCGGGCUAAACGUGGCUGUGCUACUCAUCCAAGAAGCAUUGCAGAGAGGGUAAGAAGAACACGAAUUAGCGAAAGAAUGAGGAAACUACAGGACCUCGUCCCAAACAUGGACAAGCAAACCAACACAGCAGACAUGCUAGAUUUUGCGGUCGAGUACAUUAAAGAUCUGCAAAGACAAUACAAGACCCUUGCAGACUGUCGAGACAAAUGCAAAUGCUCGGCUAUGAAAAAACCGGGUUUGAAUCAGAGAGUCUGACAUAACACUUCUGUAGAGCAGAGAAGAAUGGGAUUCGCGACACAGAAAGAGGGAAGGAAAUAUACAAGAGUUAGAACUUAUGUUUCUUGUAGUAUUGUAUUGUUUUUUCCAUGAUAAUAACUAGCAUGUUAAUGGGAUAGUGAUUAGUUAUACCUAUAAGAUGAUACAUAUAGAUGCCACAAAGUAACAAUGUUAUAAGCAUAGAAUUAGUAGGAAAGAAGCAUAGAUUAGAUGCAAGAGAGAAAGAUCGAUCAUGUAUUACUUUUGCCCUAUAGUUUAAAUUGUCUAACGAGUUUCAA